Amborella trichopoda is the source of this 2100-nucleotide messenger RNA. The record is from RefSeq and is a predicted model, not a curated record. NCBI's taxonomy places the organism in Eukaryota, Viridiplantae, Streptophyta, Magnoliopsida, Amborellales, Amborellaceae.
CUCUCUCUCUCUCUCUCUCUCUCUCUCUCACUACUUGCGACUGAGUCUACUCUCUGUAGUCCUUCUCGCUCUACUGUUCGUCCCCAUUCUCAGCCACGAUAACUGCUUCAACGUCUCCCUUUAUCGACGAUUUGUACCAGCCACUAUCACUGCUUCAGAGUCUCAGAAUGGCCCGAAACAGGGAGGCUUUGGUUUUUUUGUUAGAUGUUAGCCCAUCUAUGCACAAUCUUCUUCCUGAUGUUAGUAAACUGUGCCACAUGAUUAUUGAAAGGAAGUUUUUUGACAACAAGAGUGAUGAAGUGGCAGUUGUUCUUUUUGGUACCCAAGAUACGAAUAACGAGCUGGAAAAAGAAGUGGGUGGAUAUGAACAUGUGGUGGUUGUGCGGGCUAUCAAAGUUAUUGCUGAUGAUAUAUUUGAAGUUUUAAGCGAUCUUCCUAGAGGAACUACGCCUGGGGAUUUUUUGGAUGCUAUUGUGGUGGGGAUGGAUUUGUUGAUAAAGAAGUUUGGCCCAACAAACAAGGGAAAGAAGCGGCUUUGUCUUGUAACUAAUGCACAACACCCCAUUAAAGAGCCAGAUGAAGGAACCAAAGACGAUCAGAUUGACGCCCUAUGUGAACAGCUCAAAGCUCAUGGGAUGAAGCUGGAGUGUAUUGUUGCGAGAGGAAAAUUUACUGGGGUUGCAGACAAAAGGAUAGUAAAUGAGAAUGACUACCUUUUGAGUAGAUUUUCAGGGAAAGGAAUUGCGAGAACAGUAUUUGUUGAGGACCGGGCUUCCUUAUUAGGUGCCAUCCAAACCCGGACUGUAUCUCCUGUCACCAUAUUCAGGGGUGACCUAGAAUUAAGCAAUGUAAUGAAGAUCAAGGUAUGGGUUUACAAGAAAAGUGUUGUAGAAAGGUUUCCUACUCUGAAGAAAUAUUCUGAUAAAGCACCACCUAAUUCCAAAUUUUCCACCCAUGAGGUCAAGGUUGACUUUGAGUACAAGAGCAAGGACAAUCCUAAUAAUAUUGUACCUCCAGAGCAGAGAAUUAGAGGUUACCGUUAUGGACCUCAAGUGGUUCCUAUAUCUUCAGCAGAACUGGAAGCUCUGAAAUUCAAACCUGAAAAGGGCAUUAAGCUUUUGGGAUUUACUAAUGCUUCCAACAUCAGGAGGCACCAAUACAUGAGGGACACAUAUGUCUUUAUUCCUGAACCGGGCAAUAGAAAGGCCAUUCUCGCUGUUUCUACAAUGGCACGAGCAAUGAAAAAUGCAAAUAAAGUUUCAAUUCUUCGUUGUGUAUGGAGACAAGGGCAAGGCAAUGUUGUUGUUGGUGUCUUGACACCGAAUCUAUCAUCCUCUGAUAAUAUUCCAGAUUCGUUUUACUUUAAUAUACUUCCUUUUGCUGAGGAUGUGAGGGAGUUCCAUUUCCCUUCUUUCAACAAACUUCCUUUAUCACGGCAGCCAAAUGAGAAACAACAGGGGGCAGCAGACAAUUUGGUCAAAAUGCUUGACCUUGUGCCAUCGGGUAAAGGGGAAGCCUUGAGACCUGAAGUCACACCAAAUCCUGUCUUGGAGAAAUCAAGGGAUUUCAAUGAAUUAUUACGUGAACUAAAGGGAGCAUGCAAGGAGGAAUGUCUGAAGCCUUUUUGGGAGCAUGUCAUGUCUGAAGGUAUCACUUUGAUCAGCAAAAAAGAGUCUUUUGAUAGUGAUGUGUCCGAAGAAGAUGCAAAAGAUUUCCUUGUUAAAGAUGAGAUGCUUCAAUAGAAUCACCUGUAAGAUGCCUAUUCCUCUGAUGCUAAGGCCAAUUAAGAUCUUGUGGCUGGCUAGGACAGAGGUACCUAAUUUGAUGCUUUUGUUUUCUGAUCUUUUUGAUUUAGUAAUUAGGUCUCUUUUCUAUCAUGGAGAAACCCUGUUGUUAUUUUUUGGCGUUCUCUAGUAUUUUGGUUUAUAAAUGAUAUGAAAAACUCCGAAAAUGUGUAUAAAGAAUAUGAAGCAAAAACAAAGAAAAAAGGGUAAAGAAAAAAGGGUAAAAAGAAUGGGGAUAUAUGUACUUAUGCUUGUGUGUAUAAUAUAUACGUUAUUUUUGUAUCCAGCUUGAAUGCAUCCAGUCUAUGGUGUGAUA